Linum trigynum is the source of this 3760-nucleotide messenger RNA. The record is from the annotation of a GenBank genome assembly. NCBI's taxonomy places the organism in Eukaryota, Viridiplantae, Streptophyta, Magnoliopsida, Malpighiales, Linaceae.
CCAGCCAUAGAAGCUUGCGGUGCGCAUUUAGCAGCUUUUGCGCCAUUUGUAUAGGAAUUGGAAAGGUGAUUUAUGAGUGCGGCUGAUUUUUUUUAAUAAUUAAUAGAUUAAUAAUCCCUAACUACCAGAUAAUUAUUAGCAACCUAUUAACUAGCAGAUUCUCUCGGCCAAUAGCAAUCACUUAAGAUAAUUCUUAAGUUAUGAGGCUUAAGGACCUGAACCUAGAGCUUCUUUUCCUCUUCUAUUAACGUCAUUGUAUACUUCACUUGUAGACGUAGUGAAAUAAGAGAGAAUGUAUUUCGUUGAAUAAUAGAUAAAAUACAUAUUUCUACAUGUAUCAUACAAAUAUUAAAAUAUUUCAUUCACAAAUUCCUUUAGCGUUUAAUUUACGGAUUCGGCUAUUUUGAAUGAUAAACGAAUUGAGUGCGAGUGAAGUUGUGAGCUGAGUGAAGUUGUGAAGCUUGCAAACCCGCCCCAAGGCUUAGGAAGUAUUCUGCAAGAGGACAACAUGGGUAUCACUUUCGAGCGACGUGUAGUCGCGGACUCUUCCUCUCCUCCCAACCUCUCGACGCCCCCCUUGUAAUCUCUUUCUUUGGCCUUCGGCCUCAUGAAAUGCAAAAAAAAAAAACUAAAAAAAAAAACUCAUGAGGUCAUUAAUGAGCAAAUUUAGAGCGAGAACCAAUAUUUUUUUUUAUUAAGGCAAAGCACAAAUCAAUAUUUCAAUAAACAAUCUAAAUUUGAAUUAGUUCAUACUCGGACUUAUCUCGACUCAUUUGCUAAGUCUCUCUAUGCAAAUUUGUGUUUGUAAAACGAUACCCGUAUCCAUGGUUCAAUCGAAAAAGUCAAUUACAAAAAUCUAAGGAUCGUUUUGUUUUUGUGAUUGUUUGAUUGAGAUAGUUACAAUGCAUUUUUUUUUUUGAAUUUCCUGCACUUGAUGUGAUGGAAACUAUCACUCAAAAUAAGUGAUAGUAGUACUGUCUCUAUUAAAACUUGAGAUUGUUGAGAUUGUUUUGAGGAGAUUGUUUGAUAUAUAUAUAUAUAUAUGGUCUCAUAAAAGCAAUGACAAAAAUGAUAUUUCUCAUAAAAAAUAAUAUAACAUGUUGAAUACUAAAAGAACUAUCACCAAAACCAAACAAUGUAAAGUACAUUACAUUAUUUUCCUAAAUUAUUUUUCUAAAUUGCAUGUAUAUUACAAUUGACCACAAGACAUUGAUUUAAGGCGGAUAUUUUUGGGUAAAAAAGGUGGAUAUUUUUGGCAGAAUGACACGGCUAUACAAUCCUCCACGAAACCCAAAUAUAUAAUGGUCACACGUUCAGCGAUGAGUAUUGAGAAUAAUCCAACCCGUUUCAAUCUUCAGUUAUCUCUCGAGUGCCUGAUCUUAGAGGUGGAACCACAGGUUUCCAUGCUCGCGUCGUCACUCCACUGCUGUAGCUGCUGGGUGUAGAAAUAAUCAGGUAAGUUGCCCUUAUCUUCCUUCUCUUUACCCCUCUCCGGUUUCACCUCUCCCGGCCACUCGCGAAUUGCUUGGAUGGGUUUCUCGUCCAUCUGCUUGAACUCUCUUGUUCAAUGACGAGUAGACAAAUUGGGUGUCUGUUCUUGUAAUUCUGUUGCUUUCCUUUUCAAAUCGAUAUGGCUAUUGCUAGAAGCCUAUAACUAGCUUUUUGACCUGAUCAUGUAGGGCUAGCUUAAUUUUUGGAGACACCGUGACUGGGAAAACAUGGAACAGUCUCAUCAUAUCCACUUGCUGUUGUUGUUGUUGCUGAUCACCACAUCACUUGUUGCUCCCUCACAAGCUUCUGUGGGAAAUGGCCACACCAUCAAGUCUGCCACUUUUCUGUCACCAAAGUUUGUGUUAGGGCCAGGAUCAGUGGAGAACAACUUCUUUUACAACAUUGAUUUCCCUAGAGGCCACAUUGGUCUCAAGAGUUUUGAUGCAGAAGUUGUGGAUGAAGCCGGUAAUUCCGUCCCUCUCUACGAGACUUACCUUCAUCACUGGCUUGUUGAGAGAUACCAUGCCCCCAGGGAGAAGGCUAGGGAUCCUAAUCUUAGUGGGAAGGAUGUUACUUAUGUAAGGAAUGAUGGGUUCUGUCAGAAUGGGAUAAAUAGACAGUCGAAUGGUCUUGGCUCGGAGACUCGUAGGACAUCAACAUAUGUUCCGGAUCCUUAUGCAAUCCAAGUUGGAAAUCCUGCUGAAAUUCCUGCUGGGUAUGAAGAGGGUUGGAUGCUUAAUGUUCAUGCUAUUGACACGAGGGGUGCCGAAGACCGGUUGGGAUGCACAGAGUGCCUCUGUGAACUGUACAAUACCUCAGGAGUUACUGGAUUUUUGCCCAAUGAUUAUAGAGGAGGUCUGUUUUGUUGCUUUGGGCACACGGAGUGCAGGGUUGAACAAGGUUUUGUGGCUCCAAGGAGAAACCUGUACCUUCGUUAUACUGUGAAGUGGGUUGAUUGGGACAUUGGGGUUCUCCCUGUCAAGAUCUACAUAUUCGAUGUCACUGAUACCGGUAAAAGGAACGGUGGUUCCACAGGGUUCGGUCCAGAAAAUGGUUGCCAGAUUGAGUAUGACAUUGAGCCGUGCAGGGCUCAUGGGUGGUGUGUCGAUGUGAAAAGGAGGAACUUUACAAUGCCAUCCGGUGGUUAUAUCGUCUACAGCGUUGCUCAUCAGCAUACUGGAGGGAUUGGUUCAACUCUGUAUGGAAAGGAUGGACGAGUUAUAUGCCAUUCAGUUCCAAUUUAUGGAACUGGAAACGAGCCUGGGAAUGAAGAUGGUUAUAUUGUAGGCAUGACUACUUGUUACCCGAAGUUUGGAUCAGUGAAGUUAGCAGCUGGAGAAGAGCUGAUUCUGGAAUCUAACUACACUUCUACCAGCGAGCGAGGCCAUACCGGAGUGAUGGGACUUUUCUACAUUUUGGUUGCGGACCAAACUUCAUCAGCCUUCCCUUUCUUGGGCGCUCCUUUUUCCAUAGGUGAUUAUCUGAGCUUGAGUUCAUGGUAUGUUGUAGCUCUGUUUGGACUAAUGGCAGUGGCCAUUGGUGUUGGAGUGUUGUCUUUCGCGAGGAAGGAGGGGGCUGAAAGCGGUUACCACCGCGUUAUGGCCUAGUUCUACGGUACAGUUGUUGUAAUUGUACGCAUUAGAUUGCGAAGUAUAGCAUAUAGCCAUAUACGCAACAAGAGUCGAAUAAUCGAUGAAGGAGAUGGGAGUGGACUAGUAGCAUAUUCCACAAUUGUAUGUUGAAAGAGCUGCCAUUCAGAUCAAAGUGGAUCUGGGUAUACAGGCAAAACAGCAGAAGUCUCGGCGGAAAGGCUCGGAGUCGGAAAUGGUACUGCUUAAGGUGAUGGCGCUGGGAGUAGAUCCACCAUGCAUGAGCCAAGAUGAGAUUUUCUUGUAUCACAAGUUAUUCUAGGGUUUCAGAUUCCGCUAGUUUGGAGGAGGUCAAAUGGCACCAAUAUGGUAUGCUCGAAAGAUAUUAUCCAAACUAUGGUCACUGUAUAGAUAUUUACAAGAAUAUUGUGCUAUUGUAGCGUUUUAUAUCUAUAUUCGUGCAGGAAAGCGUGAGAACUUAAAAUGAAAUACAGUUGUACCUCAGAAAAAAAUGAGAUUUAUCUGUGCAAACUGCAAAACCAUGCAUUUUGUUUCAAUUUUUAGUCCAGUGAUGAUGGAUGUCCACAAAAUACAACAUUUAGCAAAACACAAUUCUCUAUUUCUCAAAAUACUAGAGUUGAGAUGUUUGCUUGACUCUUGAAUGAACAUUUGCUCUGGUU